Molecule: messenger RNA, 2808 nt
Organism: Coprinopsis cinerea okayama7#130
Lineage: Eukaryota; Fungi; Basidiomycota; Agaricomycetes; Agaricales; Psathyrellaceae
Product: other/FunK1 protein kinase
Exons: 7
Coding region: 1-2808 (935 amino acids)
Source: RefSeq, a predicted model, not a curated record
AUGCCAACGGAGCGUAGUAAUACCUACCCGAAUUAUGAGACACCCCAACAUACACCGCAGAAAUGUGGUAUAGCAACUGUACCUAAUGUGACUGAAACACCGCGUGAAGCACGACCACUUGCAGCUGCAGAAGCGAAGACGACAUUGAUUCGCUAUGAGGUUGGGUUGGCGAUGAACAGAGAGAUUUUCGUUUGCGAAGUGGACAUCUUCAUGGACCACUAUCUCCCAGAGGUCAAAGAUGAGACUCAUGCACUCGUACUUGAGGGCCUUCAGAAGAGAAAGGUCCUUGUCCCUCGCCAGACGACUGGAUCUUCAGCCACCACACCAGUAGAGACGACAUCGGGUGCCACUCCACCCUCGCCACCACCUGAGCCCUAUUCACAUGUAUUCAAAUCGUUCAAGCCACCCUGCACAAUGGAGACGACCGGCGACAAUGAUAGGGCGUUGGAGAAUAAGACGUUCAAGCCCUUGACCGCGAUCGGUGCGGCGAUUUGCAACAUUCUCAAACGGGAGGCAGGUAUCAAGCCCAAUGGCUAUGUCAUUCGCAUGUGCGGCGAUAAUCCGUUGAGAUCUCGAAUCAACGGUGGGAACCACAAAAUCGAUGCCUGUAUGACCAAGAAUAAGAAAUGGCAACUUCGGAUUACCGAUGUUGCUGUUGCGUUCGAGUUCAAAGCGAAGCGGGCCAAAGUAAAGGAGAAUCGCCUGCAGAUAGUAUCUCAUUUCAACCACGCCAUGAACGACGAUGCUCGACGCACCUUUAUCCUCGGGAUAACGAUUGAAGACGACCGCGUUUCCCUAUGGUACUGCUCCCGCUCUCACUCCGUGAAAGCAAGGUCGUUCAGUAUGGUUGAGCACGCAGACCUUUAUGUCAAGAUCAUGAUAUCCCUGUUUUGUGCCACCGACGAGCAGCUUGGAUUCGACCCGCUUGUACAGCUAACAAAUGACUACAACUUCAUCUACACGUUCCCUGCAAGCGACGACUGCCCCGAGGCCAAGCACUACCGGACCAAGCACUCCAUUUUCGAAUCACGGUCCCUCGGUCUCGCGGGUCGUUCCACUCGGAUUUGGCAAGUUGAGCUCGUGGACCCGAAGAAUGACUACCUCCAAGUCGCUGGUGUCGAGGACAUGAUCUUGAAGGACGUAUCGCUGGACGCCGACACCCCCACUGAGACGGACAUACAGGAAAGGAUUUUCAGCGACAUUGAGAAACUGAAGGAGGACACCGAGAAUCCAUGGAGAGAGCAUCCCAUGGUGAAGGGUUUUGCUGACGAACACAAAGCCUUCCUAGAAGACCUCUUUGAAGGCGGCGGCGAGAGAUGGAAGGACUUAUUUUCUCGCAUAAUCGCAACAGCCAUCCGGCCGCCCGGACAUUCUGUAGCUCCCCAAGUUUGGGCUGAUGACACUAUAUUCCCGGUUUCAGAGCUCGAUACCUUGUCUGUUAAUCCUUUCCAGACGAUACGACCGACCCCUGGAAUUCAGAAGUCUUGCGAUGAGACCAAGCACGCGGAGAAGCGAACUCUAGGAGAAAUAGUGCCCAAGAAGCGGUGUCUUUACAUCUUUGAGCGUGUUUACACACCGCUUUCCAACAUCUCCACCUUAGGAGAGGCUGUCGACGUCUUGAAGCAAUGCCUCGAUGUGCUCCGACUCAUCUUCUGUGCGGGAUGGGUGCACCGCGAUAUUAGCGCGGGGAAUAUCCUUGCCUGGUGGGAUGGAUCAAAGAAAAAAUGGCAAGUCAAAUUAUCCGAUCUCAAGUACGCGAAGAAAUUCCCAGGCAAGAAAGGCCGUAUGUCGAGUGGUAUACCCAAGACAGGAACACCGUUCUUCAUGGCUGUUGAGAUCCAGGAUGGCGCUCUCCUGCUCCCUCAGGACUUCAUUGAUGAGGUCAUUUCCGAUGAAGAGGACCUGGAUAGCCUUUCUCAGCUUGGGAAGUUCGUGAUGCACACCUUCCAGCAUGAUCUGGAGCCGUUUUGGUGGCUCUUUCUCUGGCUUUCGACGGCGAGAGUAAAUCGAACCCUUCCACAAUUGUUCGCCGAUGCCAUCUUUCAGGCUGGAUAUUUAGGGAAAAAGGAGGCUGAGGCGCAUCUCAAAAGCCGAAAGCUUGCUCUCACAACCAGCCUCCUGACUGACAAGAACUUCCGCCCAUCGCUCCCGGAAGAGAUGAAGCCUGAUUUCACUUUCGCCCUCGAUCGACUCCGCAAGGACUUGGUUUCUGAGUACAGGAAACGCAACGUCGAAGGAAAGCAGGAUGACCUUGGUACCUACUCCUACAUCAUGAGUACGGCCUUCCAAAAGUUUUUCCAGAAGAUCGAAGGGUCCAGGGAGAAAUGGAAUGCAAUUGAGCUACUCGCCGAGCAGGAUGUGACACGUAAAGGGGGAGAAGAUGGACAUGGACUGACAGAACGAGAGCCCGAUUCGGGUUUGUUGCAAAAGCGAAAGGCGACGGAUGAGUUGGAAGCAGAAGACACGAGUGUGAUUGGGGUGAAGAAGGUCACUUUCGCCCUUGAUGUAGAGAAGGACUACGAAGAAGGAACUGCGACGAGCACACUCAGCAGAGGCAGUGUAAAGAAGGUAACAUUCACCUUGGUCCCAGAGCAAGAGGAGGCGAGUGAUGGGCCUGAAGAACCGCAGAAGGGUGUCGAAGAGGGAAAGAGGGCUUCAGCCAGGAUCCAGAGAGAGAACGGGCCAACGACUAGGUCGAUGACCCAGGCUGGAGGUGCAGGCAAGGCGAGAUCGGCUGCCAAACCUCAAGAGAAAUCGAAGAAAGUCGAUCACGGUGGACCUAAGCCUUCGAAGAGAGCUCGUCGUUAA